Protomyces lactucae-debilis is the source of this 1534-nucleotide messenger RNA. RefSeq names its product serine incorporator/TMS membrane protein. The record is from RefSeq and is a predicted model, not a curated record. The coding region runs from base 61 to 1515 and encodes 484 amino acids. Gene Ontology annotation, cellular component: membrane. The transcript has a single exon. NCBI's taxonomy places the organism in Eukaryota, Fungi, Ascomycota, Taphrinomycetes, Taphrinales, Protomycetaceae.
CAGAGUUGCGCUUCAAGAUGCGACCACAACCACCACCACCCAGCAGACUGUGAGUCAGACAUGGGCAUCCUACUCAGUCUACCCGUCAUGGCCACAGGCUGGAUCGCACCCGUCAUCGCCUCAUGCGCUUGUUCAGGCUGCCUUGCCUUAUUCUCAAAAACCUGCUCUACCUGCCAAUCCUCCAUCGCAACACGUCUUGCCUAUGCCCUUCUCUUCCUCCUCAACUCCAUCCUCUCCUGGAUCAUGAUGUCCGGAUGGGCCAUCAAAAAGCUGGAACAUAUUACACUGGACUACAUGCAGAUUGAAUGUCAGGGCGGCAAGUGCUAUGGCGUCCUUGCCUUACAUCGCAUCAAUUUUGCGCUAGGCCUCCUACAUCUCUUGCUGGCGCUUGCACUGUAUGGCGUGCAAUCAACGCGUGACAAGCGCUCCAAGAUACAAAAUGGUUAUUGGGGCAUCAAACUCCUUCUAUGGGCAAGUCUUGUGGUCUUGACCUUUCUCAUUCCGAAUGGCUUUUUCGCCGUUUGGGCAAAUUACUUUAGCAUCACGGGCUCCAUCCUCUUCAUCCUCUUUGGCUUGGGAUUACUCGUUGAUUUUGCUCAUUCCUGGGCAGAGACGUGUCUUGAGAAUUACGAAGCAACAGAGUCCAAGACCUGGCAAGCAUUGUUGGUCGGAUCCACACUCGGCAUGUACAUCACUGCCAUCAUUCUUACGGGUAUCAUGUAUGGCUUCUUUGCCGCAUCAGGUUGUUCCAUGAACCAAUCCUUCAUCACCGUCAACCUCAUCCUCGUCCUCAUCUCAACCGUCGCAGCAAUCCAUCCAUUGGUACAAGAAUACAAUCCGCGCUCAGGACUAGCACAAGCCGCCAUGGUCUGCCUCUACACCACCUACCUUACCCUCUCCGCCGUUGCAAAUGAACCAGAAGAAGGCAAUGCACACUGUAACCCCCUCCUUCGAGCGCGCGGUACACAAACAGCAUCGGUUGUGUUUGGUGCACUCUUCACUUUUUUCGCCAUUGCCUGGUCUGCUUUCCGUUCAAGUAGUGCCAUGUCUGCCAUUACAGGAAUGGAUGAAGGACCCAUUCGUUUGGAUGAGAGUAAUUCCGGUUCUGUUGUGACGAGUGAACCUGGUGAGCGUGCUCGAAUGCGCCACGAUGCCCUCGUUGCGGCUGUUGAAUCGGGUGCGAUUCCAGCAUCAGCACUGGAUGAAGAAGCAGAUCCUGAAGCAGCUUUUCAUGCAGGUGACGCGGAUGAUGAACGGUCAGGGACGCAAUACAUCUAUUCCCUGUUUCACAUCAUUUUCUUCCUUGCAACGUGCUAUACAGCGUGUCUCAUCACCUCCUGGAAAAUCAUCAAGAUUGACGAUGUCAUGGGACCUGGUGGGAAGGAGGAUGAGCAGUUUGUGUUUAUUGGACGGGAUAUGCGGGUCGUGUGGGUCAAGAUUUUGAGUUCUUGGGUGUGUCAUGGGUUAUACGUCUUGUCGUGCGUCAUGCCAGUCUAUCAUGCACGCGCAGGCUAGAUUACAGUCCUCCAUUCAU